Messenger RNA from Amoebophrya sp. A120, 2069 nucleotides. The record is from the annotation of a GenBank genome assembly. NCBI's taxonomy places the organism in Eukaryota, Dinophyceae, Syndiniales, Amoebophryaceae.
UAAUACCAUGGAGUAUCAAUCAAAACAAAGGUAAAAAAAAAACGCUGUUCUAAAAAUACGCUAUGCCUUCCAAGUCCACGCCCUCGGUGAGCCCGGAGCUGGAGCGGCUCCUGUUUCAGCAGAACAACAGUUGCACCUGUGGCGCAGGAACCGUGCUCCGCGAGGAGAAAAGGAUCCUGCACGAGCGCGUGGCGCAGCUGGAGGAGCGGAAAGCCGGGUUUCUGCAUGCGGAGGAGGAGGUGGAGGCGGAAAUCUUGCGGCUAAAGUCAGAAACGGCCAAGCGGGCUCGGGAACACCGCGACCGGGUUGCAGACGCUACAACGUUGCACAAAGACCGGGAGAAGCUUUUGCUGAGAAUUUCGGCGUUCCAGGCUAUUAUAGACGACGCGCGGAGGACGACGACCCGGCACCUCCAGGGACGAAGCGUUAGUAGUGGUGGGGCAGGUGAUGAAGAAGAUGUUGGACAAGAUGGUACUUCUAGAAAGGUAGAUAACAUCAACAUCCACACCGCCCAGCAGGAACAGGCGAUCCGUGACUUGGAGUAUCAGCUGGAGGAAAAAAAGGCCUUGAUUUUCGAGCGAAAACGCGAGAUUCGCGAAGAGGAAAGUCGCUGGAAAGAGGAACUAGAGACGCGUCGUGCAGCUGUCGCGACUUUGGAGGAGAAGUACGGGGCGAAGAAGGCGCUGUUGGAGCGGAGAAAAGUGGCGGAAAGAGAACUGCAGAAACUGCGGGAGGAGGAGGAGGAGUUGGAAGGCUGGGAGCAGGAGAUCGCGGGAAAAGAUGAAGGAGAAACGACCAGCGAGGGAAGCAAGGGUGAAACCGCACGACGCACAACGGUGAGUCCUCGGGCUCCUGGAAAUGAGAAUGACGCCGGUCGUGCAGCUGCUUGUACUACUACACAAAAUGUAGUGGGGGAACAAGAUCAGGAUACCGGCGGGGAGCUGCAAACCCAAACUGUGCAAGAGCAGUCCUCGACGUCCUCUACCGUUGCAGCCACCGAAGCGGCACGUGCUGCGACCAGCACACAUCAACAUGAUCAACUGGAGACCACCUUGCGGCAGGAAUUGGCCCAGAUUCGCGCCAUCGAAGACCAAGCGAGCAGCUUGGAAGCGGAAAGACUCAGACUCGAAAAGGAGAUCCAAGCCGCACAGCGCGCGCGGCGAGAGAAGGAACGCGAGCUGCAGCUCCUCGCGGAUGCCGAGCGAGUACAGGGCGGGAAAAAACGGUUUCUGGAAUUUUGGAAGCGGUUGUUACAGGACGUGGAGGGACUUCAUCAGCGAACAGACGAGGGUGCAUCGGGCGGGGACGCAAUCCAGAGUCGGAUAGACGCGUACAACGAUACUGACUAUGAUUUCCCGCCAACAACUUCUAGCUCCUCUAACGGAGAGGAUGCGACCAAGAUGUCGUUUGUCUUCACGAGAAAGCAAGGUGUGGCCGCAACACGACGAGGACAUUUUGGAGCUGAUACAUCAAGCACAGAGGCGCACAAUAACAUAAUGGAGGAUGUUGACCACGACGAGAUCAAUGACGCAUCAGCGCUACAAGAGCCUGAGGUAGAGGACUUUCUCACGCUUGAAGACUACGUUGAACGGACGAGAAGCUGUCAGGAUCAUGAUCUUCGUUUUCCAUGGUUGGAGCAUGCUGGUUCACUGGGGACUUCGGCUCCAGGCGAUCGUCAUUGGCAUCGCGCUUCAGAAACUCUGGAUGAUGCGACUACUGAAGGCUCACACGACCACCGAGUGCCAAGGACUCCACGAAACGACGAUGAGGCCUUUACAACUGCCCCCGCGGCGCAAAUGAAUCGAACGUCUACCACCCUGUGGCAAGUUCGUUUGGUGCCUCGCGAAAAGGAACAGGAAGAUUUGGAUUUGCUAGCACUGAAAGCAGCAGAGAGAGAGUGGCAGGAAAAAUGCCGAGUUUUGCAGCUCGAACUGGACGAAUUGCAGAGACGGUUUUGAUCGAUUUGCACUUGAGCGUACAGGUGCAGAACUAGAAAAUACUCUAAGCAAUUGCACCACUAUGCUACUCAAUAUCAAUUUGAUUUUGAUUUGAGUAUGUAUCUGAACUUG